Messenger RNA from Culicoides brevitarsis, 1017 nucleotides. Its product is annotated as clavesin-2-like. Gene Ontology annotation, cellular component: membrane. The record is from RefSeq and is a predicted model, not a curated record. Bases 1 to 1017 code for a protein of 338 amino acids. The transcript has 3 exons. Gene Ontology annotation, molecular function: phosphatidylinositol bisphosphate binding. Lineage: Eukaryota; Metazoa; Arthropoda; Insecta; Diptera; Ceratopogonidae.
AUGCAAAUAAAAAAGUACGACGAGCAUGGCAGGCCUUACAUCCAAAUCAAGGAAGGGUACGAAGUGCGUUUGGAUUACAGCGAUUUAACGGAGGAAGAUAAGGAAAAAGCUCGAGUUGAACUACGAGAAACGCCUGAAAAUGUCGCAAAAGGCAUCAAAGAGCUUCGAGAGCUUAUCAACGCGAACGAUAAAUUGUACGUUCCCUCGGAUUUUGAUGACUGGCUCAUAGUUUUUCUUCGUCCGACGAAAUUUUACGCGAAAAGUGCGUACGAGCUAAUUUUGCGCCAUUUUUACUUUAAAAAAAAUCAUCCAAUUUUGUGUCACAAUUUGGUGCCCGCCACUGCGAGACUCGGUUUCGAGCAUAACAUCAUAAAUUUCCUUCCGCGACGCGAUCAACACGGACGACGAAUUUUGGCAAUUUACGCGGGUCGUGAUUGGGAUCCGAGCAUCGUGCCAAUUACCGAUGUUUUUCGUGCGAUGCAAUUGGCUGUCAUUGCUGCCAUGAUGGAGCCACGCACGCAAGUCAACGGUUACGUCGUGAUUUUGGACUUUUUGAAUUUGACGCUGAAACAAUGCAUGCACGCAAAUCCGUUCAAUUCGCGAACUAUGAUGGAAUAUUUGCAGCAAUGUAUUCCGUUGCGGUGCAAGGCGAUUCAUAUUGUGAAUUAUCCGGCAAUUUUGUCGUUGUUGUAUCGUUUGUUCAGACCAUUGAUGACGGGAAAGUUGAAAACUCGGGUUUUCUUUCAUGGGAAUGAUUUUAAGAGUUUGCACGAACACAUUGAUCCGAGUUGCUUGAGACCGUAUUAUGGAGGCACGAUGGAUUGCGAUGAGGUAGAUGGGAAAUUGCAAGCUGAGGUGCUUGAAGAGGGAAAAGAAGAAUUUGAAAUAUGCAACAAAUUUGGCAUCGUCAAAAACAAACAUGAAAUGGAUUACAAAUUUGUGUCUAUCACUGAUCCUGGAAAAACUGGCACGCGCUACACUAUUGUCCAAAAGGACACAGAAAUUGCAUGUCAUUAA